This is a messenger RNA of Ooceraea biroi (clonal raider ant), 2063 nucleotides long. RefSeq names its product sodium channel protein Nach. Gene Ontology annotation, molecular function: ligand-gated sodium channel activity. The record is from RefSeq and is a predicted model, not a curated record. Gene Ontology annotation, cellular component: plasma membrane. Lineage: Eukaryota; Metazoa; Arthropoda; Insecta; Hymenoptera; Formicidae. Gene Ontology annotation, biological process: sodium ion transmembrane transport.
UAUGAUCACAAUACGUGACGUGCGAUUUUUAAUCCACUAAAUUACUAAAAUAUUCAUUCGAUUUAGAUCAUUAACGCUCUAAAUCAUUCUUAUGCGUGAUUUUGGUGUGCUAAUGCGUAUUUUACGUGCGGCAUACUUUUGAAUCGUUUGUGAUUGCUGCAAGCACGAGAUAUAUCCCGCAGAACUCCCAUGGACAUUGACAAUUUCGUUGCUUUAUAGUACAUAAUCGUUCAAUAUGACAAAAUAUCGUUUUAAAUCCAAAAAUUUAGGGACGUUCCUAAACGUUUCAAUGUGGAAGAAAUUUUUAUGUAAUCUUGUGAGCACGAGCCUCGAUGAUCAACAAAACGAAAGCGGUCGCGAUAAGCGUCCAGCGGAAAGGUAUGUAAAUCUCAAUAAGCUUCUUUCGUAAUUAUUUUAAUUAAUUGAAAAUUUAUUUCUUUGUUUUUGCAGGAUAAUAUGGUUCAUAUUUCGCGUCGUAGCUGUACUUUGCACAAUAGUGUUUACGUUCGAUACAUAUAUGACGAGCGAAAACGGGAUCGUCACCUCACCCGAGAUGGAUCUAUAUCCGACCUGGCAGAUCGACUUCCCGGCGAUCGCGAUUUGCAACGUCAACCGGAUCAGCCGAAAGGCGGCAAAUCAUCUUGCCCAAGAACUAGCGGAAUUUGAAAGCGUCACGUACACCGCUAAUUUGACGGUACAGGAUCUCACGCGUAUGCUGACUCUAUUGGGUCAGUUGUAUUUGUACGAGUUUAGGGAUGCUGAAACAAUACUCCUGCACACGAUCUUGGAACGGGCUUGUAACAGCGGCUACGAUGUCGAUAGAAUAAUGAAGCAUCUGGCACCAAAAUGCAGAAACAUGUUGUGGAAAUGCACUUGGCAAGGAAAGGAAGUGGUAUGCGAUGAUAUCUUUGUGUUAAGAAAAACUCAGGAUGGCUAUUGCUGCACAUUUAAUUACGCUAGACGUAAUGAUGGCUUUGGGAGCGCACGGAUCGAUGUUUUCGCGUCCCAAUAUAUCGAGCACAUGUCGAACAUCGGACCCGAGUAUGGCCUAUCUGUUCUUUUAGAUCCGGAAUUGGACGAUUAUUUCUAUAAAAUUCUUCCAAUUAACGGUUUCAAAGUAUUGCUAUACAAUCCUAUGAGUUAUCCCGAUGUAGCAAGUGGUCGCGUACGUGAAGUCAUAGUUUCUCCAAGGAUAGAAACUUAUUUGAAACUGGAUGCAACGUUAUUUUAUACCACGGAAGAUGCUCAGAAACACGACAUACAGGAACGUGAUUGCUUAUUUCAAACGGAAGAGUCCAGAAUUUUUCAUGGUUACUACUCGUUCAGCGAUUGCAUAAUGUACUGCCGCAUGCAAGAUAUCCUCCGAUUAUGCGGCUGCGUACCGUUUUUCUAUCCAAUGACAAGAGACAUUGCCAAUGCUUCCACACGAGCCUGUAAUCUGAAGGAUUUAUUCUGCCUAAGGAAAUACAAAGAGAAGUGGCAAAACGUAAAGCCUCGGGUUGAAAAUAACAUGACGCCGUUCAACGAUAGCAUGUUUGAAGGAAUUGGAUAUCUCAGCUGUAAUUGUUUUCCAUCUUGCACCGAUAUUACGUACAACGUGAAGUCCAACAGCAUUCCUCUGAGUCUCUCUGAGCUAUACUGGGGGAGGAGUAAAUACUCGCUCAAAAAUCACAGCGUGCUGCAUAUCUUCUUCGGAAAACUGGGGAUGAUAAGGUUGCGGCAGGAUGUCCUCUAUUAUUGGCACGAUCUUAUGAGUAUUUAUGUCAACAUAUGGAAUUUGUUUCUUGGAGUCAGUAUCAUAAACGUCAUCGAGAUGAUUUAUAAAUACAUCCUAUUUCACUCCGACGCAACAAGUCAGCUCACGGCGCGUAUGAUCGAAGAGAAGGUCAAGAAGGAUAAAGAUGCCGCGCAGGUGAUUGUAAUAAAGCCUGUAGCAAUACCGGAAAUUACAGCGAGGCCCGCAGUAAUACCGGAAAUUACCCAGCCACUUCAUUGGGAAGAAUUGACCGGUGUCCUUCGACGAGGACAAUUGUUUUAGUCCAGUUUAUUACUGGAUCAUCGAA